CCUUUUUACACACUUUAUUACAUAAUUACCCUCACACGCCUAUUACUACAUUUCUACUUACAAACUUAUUUUUAUUACACAUUUACCACUUACUCAUCAUACCAUGCAUACACGUGUGCUCUCCCCAUGCAUCAUCAAUCAAAUCAUACUCUCUUCCCUCUCUUUUUUCAUUUUGUUUUCAUUUCAUUUUCUAUUCUUCAUUUCUGUUCUCUAAGUUCAUUUUGAAUUCAAGUAACCUCCAUUAACCACCCAUAAUUUAUCACGUUUUUCCCUCUUAUUUUUGGUUCAUCCACGAAUUUUCAACUUCCUCUUAGCCCACGAUUUAGCAACUGUUUUUCCCUCUCUGUUUCAUUUUUUUUCAAUCUUAUUUAUACCAUGGCAAUCACUCGGUCAUCUUCAUCCCCUUCUCCAGUUCUCAAAAAGAAAUCAAAAAUGGGCAAGAAAUCUUUGGCCAACAAAUCCAAGGGUAAACGCCCAAUCAUUGAUGAUUUUGAUUCUGAUUUUGAAGCUCCCAUGCCGAAGCGUGUGAGACCCCAUUCUUCGAAGAAAUCGAAGCUGAACUUGGAGGAGCCCACGCUUCCAGAAAUUUCUGGGAAAAAAUUUCAAAAAUCUAUUACACAUGCUGAAGAUCGGACUGAGGUUUGGGACUGUAAAUUUAGUCCUUCUGAUUUUUACAGAUCUAAGUGUGUAUGCACCAGUGUUUAUUCUGUGAUAAAUAAUAUUAAAAACACUUUAUCUGUUAAUUUGCUUUCUUUGUUUCGUCAAACUCAGUUUGGGCAUUUUCUGGAUAUGCCUGAGUUUGUUUUUCAUCCACAAGUCGUUCAUAGUUUAUUACUAAGGGAAGUUUUACAGCCUAAUCCUAAGGAGUUUUGGGCUAAGGUUGCUGGCCGUUGCAUACGGUUUAGUGCCGAAGAAUUUUACCUGAUUUCUGGUUUAGAUUGUUUCGGUGAUUGCAACAAGUUGUUGUUUUCACAGGAAACAAAUCAAUUGGUAGAAACAUGUUUCCGUGGUGUAAAAACUAUUGACAACAAAGCCAUCGAGGAUGCUUUUUUGGGUAGUCGGUGGGGUUUGGAUGAGUCUAUUGGUUUGAAAAUGGCUGUUUUGUAUUUCAUUCAGUGUUUUCUUCUUAGCAAUACUCCUGACAAAGAAGUGUCUAGGUUUGUUCUAGAUGUAGUUGAUAGCGGUCGGUGGGAUGAGUAUUGUUGGGGUAGGGAAUCAUUUGAAUUGACAAUUGACUCAUUCAAAGGUAGGAUUGAGCAUGGGAUCAUUAUGAAAAAUAGAAAGGCAGAGAAGGGAGGCCAAUAUGAUGGCUGGUAUAGGGCAUUGGGAUGUCCUUGGGUUUUCACUGUUUGGUUUUAUGAAUGCUGUCCUGCAAUGGUGAACUCUUUCUGUAAGAGAGUUUCAUCUUCUAUUCCCAGGAUUCUGAACUGGAGCAACACCAUCGUCACCAAAAAUCCAACCCUUCGAGACUUGAAGGGCAAGAUUUUUGAUUUACCUUUGGAGAAGUUGAAGAUAAAAAACAUGCGUCCUACUGAUGAAGAGAGGCAGCAGCUUCAACUUGACGGUCUAUUUAUCGAUGAAUCUAUUGAUGAACGUGGUGUAGCGAAGCAAUCCUUCGAGGGUGGGUCAUCUUCAAAGAAGUCUGAUUCAGCAGAUAUUGAUUGGAUGAAAUCUAAGCUGGAGAUGCUCAUUUCGAAUCAAUCAUCAUUGGCCGAGGACUUCAUUUCGUUGAGGUGUUUUGUUGAUUUUAAUUUCAAAUCCGUAAUGACUGUAAUUAAGGAUAUCCAAGAGAAGGUUAAUGCCAUUCAUCGUCGUCCUUCUGACGAGGGAAAGUCAUCGGAUGAAUUAGUAACUCAAGAUUCUGAUGAUGAUGCUGAUGAUGAUGAUGAUGAUGAUGAUGAUGAUGCCGAGGAUGAUGAGAAGCAAUUGCCUGAUCCAGAAAAUAUUGAUUCCGACUCCGACGAUGGUGGUGAGUUGGUUAAAGUUGGUGGGGAUGCUGAUGAUGCUGACAAGGCUGUUACUGCUGUUCCUUCUGCUGAUGUGAAUCCUUCUGAGGAUGUUGGAGGGAGUGAUAAAAAUGUUAAGGAUGUUGAGAAGCCGAAGGGCGAUGAGUCUCGAUUGAAGGGGGACGAUUUCUUUGAUGGGUUGAGCCAGCUUGUAAUAGAUGAUGAUCAAGUUGUGUUGGCUGGCUUGGAGGUUGUUGCUAAAAUCAAUGUCCCCGCACCCAAUCCAGAUGUUGUUGGUGAAAAGUCAGAUGCCCUUCAUACUGAUGAAGAAACUGAGGAUACUGUCUCUGAUACACCUCUGUUGGAUAAGAGGAAGCGUGCUCCGGCCUUGAAAUCUCCAUUUGUUGAUUUCGGGUCUGCUGAUGUCGGGAGCACUCCAAUGGAGCUUAUGUCCUCAGGUUCUCAAUCAGCUGGGGAUGAUAGGGAUUUCAAAAUGGUGACUUAUGUGAAGGGCCUUUAUGCUCUUAAUGAUGCUUUUGCUGAUCCCGUAUCUACCGAGAUUGAGGCAAAAUUUGACUCUUGGAUUGGUGAAGGAUUGCUUAAACAUCCUGUGUGA
This is a messenger RNA of Cannabis sativa, 2562 nucleotides long. RefSeq lists its product as uncharacterized. The transcript is spliced from 5 exons. The coding region runs from base 376 to 2562 and encodes 728 amino acids. Lineage: Eukaryota; Viridiplantae; Streptophyta; Magnoliopsida; Rosales; Cannabaceae. The record is from RefSeq and is a predicted model, not a curated record.